Molecule: messenger RNA, 1527 nt
Organism: Thecamonas trahens ATCC 50062
Lineage: Eukaryota; Apusomonadida; Apusomonadidae
Exons: 1
Coding region: 1-1527 (508 amino acids)
Biological process (GO): proteasome assembly
Cellular component (GO): cytosol
Source: RefSeq, a predicted model, not a curated record
AUGGCGGCGGCGGUAGCGACGCUGGCGGCGGCGUUGGAGGGUCUGCCUGCGGCCGGAGCAGUUGAGGCUGUGGCGACGGCCAUGGGCGACGUGCUGACGUGCGCAGCGGCAGGUGGGCGGCCGCGUGCGACCGAAGUUGGGCCGGGCUUUCCGCACGCGGCACUGGUGGCGAGCCUGGAGGCGGUGGUGCCCGAGUCGACCGACGACGAUGCGGUGUGCCAGGUGGUGGCGCUGGUGGCCGCGGCGCCUGCGGAGCUCCCGCCUGUCUACGCCUCGCUUGCAGCGGCGCUGCUCGGCCUCGCUGGCGACGAGGUGCCACUGCGGCGGAUGGGCCUCGCGCUGGAACUGGUCGAAGCGCGGCUGCCAGUCCUGCCGUCCCAGACGGCGCCGUGGGGCGCGCUGCUGUGGCGGACUCUCGCCCGCGACGACCUUGGGCUUGCAGCGCGGGCGAACGCGGCACUUGUGCGGCUUGCGGCUGCGGGUUCGGCGACGGUCUUUGCGCCCGAAGCGCUGGCGUGGGUCCAGGGGGCCUCGUUUACCCGUGAUGGCGAGCUUGUUGCGCUUCGGGUGUGGGAGGCGCUGGUGGCGAUUGCAGGUGCGGAGCCGACGGCGGCGCCGGUGGCGGCUGUGGCCGAGCACAAGCUGCUGGCGCCGCUACUGGAGACGCUGGCAGACCCGAGCGUCGACGUGCUCAUCCAGCUCAACAUGCUCGAGCUUGUGGUGGCCGCGGUCCAGACUCGGGCUGGACGUGAGCUGCUCACCGGGUCGACGCUUGAGGCGCUGGCAAGUGUGGCGCUGGCGAGUGAGACGCUUCGGCCGAUACGAGCCUCGCUGUUGCACAUUGUGGCGCCGCAGGUGGCGCACGUGGCGCCGCACCUUGAUCUUGUGGCGCUUAUGGCUGCACUGAGCAGCGACGACGCCUCGCUCGGCUUUGGCUCGCUUGGCCUAGCGCUCUCGACGCCGGAAGGGUUCGACGCGGUCAUGGGCCACGCCGACGGCCCGGGGUUGGUGGCGCUGGCGGCUGAGACUGCGCUGGCAGAGCCCGGCUCGCCGCUACACGCACCGGCCGACACGGUUGCGGCGCUGCACUCGCUCGGUGGCGCGCUGUCGAGCCUGCCAGACGAGGCGUCGGCGCGGCUGCUGGCCAUUGUGACGGCGGCCGAGUCUGCUGGCGGAGCGGCGCUGCUCUCGCGACGCGAGCUGCCGUUCCCUGAGCAGCGCGUGGCAGUCUACGGGUUCCUAGCCGGUGCCGCAAGAAGCGGUGCCGGCAUCGAGUGGCUGGCAGCGCUCCCGGGCUUUAUGAGCCUCGUCUCGAACAUUGCGUCGGACGUGGACAAGGCGUCGCUCGAGGCCAAGCACCGCAUGGUCUGCGCCAUGACUGGUCACCCGGCGUCUGCGCUUGCCGCCGCCUUUGGGGACAACAGUGGGGCCCGCAUCGCCCAGCUCGCCGAGUCUGGCAUCCUCACGCCCGAGUCUGGCGUUGGCGGAUCGCCGGCCGCCAUGCUCCCGCCGGUGACCAUUGCCUAG